AUGGUGGUCACCGCUGAGAAGCGUGAGUCUACUGUUUCAGACACGUCAAUCUCGAUCACCGCCUUUGGCGAAGAUAUGAUCUCAGACUUCGGCAUUCAGGGCGCCGACGAACUUGUCAAUUUCAUUCCAGCGACCACGCGCGAUGCCUACGAUAUUCGUAUUCGUGGUGUGGGACGCAACUUCCGUGCAGUCGGCGGUGACCCGGGGGUUGCUACUUACUACAACGGCGUUUAUUCCGAAGAUUUCGGCAUUGCCGCGUCGGAGAACGGUCUUUACGACAUCGCUCGGAUCGAAGCACUACGCGGCCCCCAGGGCACACUGUAUGGACGCAACUCGAUUGGCGGCGCGUUGAACUACAUCACCAACAAACCCACCUACGAGUUUGAAGGUGAGUUGAAGGUACUCGGCGGCAGUCUUGGCGCGCAGGAAUACUACGGCGUUCUGUCAGGUCCCAUCAUCGAUGACAAACUGGCUUACCGAAUUGUCGGCGUGAAUCGCGACCGCGAUGGUUCCCAAGGCGGCUUGGCCGGCAGUGAAGACAUCAACAGCAUUCACGACUCUAACUAUUCAAUUGCGUUGCAAUGGAAUAUCGCAGAUAACUGGGAAGCCAAUGUGCGCUGGAAUGAUCGAUCUUCAGAUCGCAUUAUUGGCAUGUCUUCGGUCGUGGCAGAAGGCGUCGCUGGCGAUCGCUCCGCACGCAACACAGAAAACUACGCUCGUGGCAUCCGCCCGGUUGACGCAACAACCCCUGGCGCAAUCCCAUUCACACACCCUGUUACCGGCGAAACCCUUUAUGGGGGCUAUCAUCGCCCUGGCGUAGAUAUUGCUGACUCGUUUGUGCCUAACCCUGGAUUCGGACGCGGUGGUCUCGGCCUAGCGUUAGAUCCGGAUAUUGAAGAUCUCAAUGCAAAGGUUGCCAACAAUGGCGACAACUUCGAAACCUUCGAUCAGAACGGCAUCCAGUUUGAUCUCACCUGGGAUCUGAGCGAAACCACAGCCCUCAAGUACCUCGGUGGCUGGUCUGAUUUCGACUAUUUGUUUGAUAUCGACCUGGACUACACCAACGGCACUUUUGCGCAACCGCGACAAACCGUUACAGAAUCCGUAGAAACCUACUCUCACGAGUUACAGUUACUCUGGCAGAUCGGUGAAAACCUUCAGUUAACGAGCGGCCUGUACUACUUCCACGCCAAUCGCGUGCAAAACUAUGCGUUCCGCGAUGUGGAAAGCCAGGGCCGUUUCCUGAACCCUGCCAACUAUGGCGCUUUUGAUCCCUUCCUGCCGGCCACACAUACGCGACGCGGCGCUGCAGCUGUCGGCACCCAGGUUAUUGGUCGCUGGGAAGGUGAUCCUACCGGCGCCUGGUACGAAUACUGGAACGAAAUCGACACGGAUGCUUACGCGGUUUACACCCAGGGCACAUACACUUUUAACGAAGAAUUUGCCCUGACCGUGGGUGUUCGUUGGGCAUUAGACGAAAAAGCAGCGUUCGAAGAUCGAACCGGCUACUUUGAAUUAAACCCAGCCGCAUUCGGGACCACUCUCACGGGCGCCAACAUUGCAAUGGGUAACGGCACCUUCUCAGGCGAUCUGGCCAAUCCACUCACACCUGUGUGUGAUCUGACAGACACAACCUGUACUACACCUGUGCGACUGCAGGGUAUUCCAUACUCAUUUGCCGAUGCUGCAAAAGGUGAUGACGACUGGGGUGAUGUCUCUUUCCGUGUGAACCUUGAUUGGACGCCAAAUGAAAACACACUGGUUUACGUCUCGGCGACCACCGGUUACCGGGCAGGUGGAUACUCUUUGGGCAUAGGUGACUCGCGUGCGCCUUCCGCAUCAGGUUUCGGCGGCAUUGUGCCCUCGACUUAUGACCAGGAAGAAGUGUUUGCAACAGAAAUAGGCUACAAGGCCACAUUGCUCGAAGGCCAGUUGCAGAUCAAUUCAUCUGUCUACAUGUACCAAUAUGAUGACUACCAGGAUCGCAUCGAGAUUUUCAAUGCGUCAUCCGGCUUGGCUCAAGACCAGGUGCUGAACAGCGAUGACGUUGAGAACAUGGGUGUAGAGGUAGAAUUCACCUGGUUGCCAACAGAUGCGCUGACCCUGGGUGGCAACGUGAGUUACACCAAGACCGAAUACAAGUCUGACCUGUUCGUUCUGGAAGACGACAAUCCAGCUUUCCCUGUGCAGAUCUUCAAUGACACAGCAGCGGGGGGACGUGAUGAGUUCCUGGCGCAGAAUCUGAAAGGCAAUGACCUGAAGCGCAUUCCAGAAUGGAAGUACACUUUGUGGGCAUCUUAUCAAUGGCUGUUCGAAGCGGGCUCUCUGACAGCAGGCGCCACGUACUCUUACACAGGCGAGUACGCCUCUGAGGGUAUCAUCCGCGACAUUGAUGAGAACCCAGCCAGGGACCGCCUCGACGUCUCUGUCACCUGGCGUGACAAUAGAGACCAAUGGGUAGUGCGCGGUUUCGUAGACAACGUGAUGGACAAGGUCUACUCACGCGGAAUUACGACACAAACGGCAAGCAACGACUACCGUCAGCUGGCUCAGCCUCUGUAUCCACAGUUCUACGGUCUGGAAGUCACCUACCGAUUUGGUAGUGAUUUUUAG
Molecule: messenger RNA, 2613 nt
Organism: Symbiodinium necroappetens
Lineage: Eukaryota; Dinophyceae; Suessiales; Symbiodiniaceae
Source: the annotation of a GenBank genome assembly